This is a messenger RNA of Microthlaspi erraticum, 738 nucleotides long. The record is from the annotation of a GenBank genome assembly. Lineage: Eukaryota; Viridiplantae; Streptophyta; Magnoliopsida; Brassicales; Brassicaceae.
AUGGUCAAGAUGGAUGAAUGGUACAUGAAGCUAGGCUUGAGCAAGCUCUUCAAGCUAGAAUGUAGUGAGUACUCACAACUCACCAAGGAGUUCCUCUCUACAGUAGCUCUUGCCUUUCCCAACCACAAUGGAGACCAACCAGCUGGUGAAGGACUCCUACUCUUCAAGAUAGGCGAUGCCAAUGGGCGCAUAUCCAUCUCAGCUCUAUGCCAACUCUUUGGACUUCCCAAUGAGACAGCACAUGACUUCAAGGAGAACUCAAAGAGGAAACAAGCUGCCUUUGCUGAUUGGACACACUUUGCCAAUGAACCAUUCUUGCCUUCAAGGUCAAAGGUGUCUAGAAUCACCAUCCAGCCAUUCGCUAUGUGCACCGCCUCAUCUCCACCACUUUCCAAUGCAAACAAGAAGCCAACAAGGAAGCUAGCUAAAGACUUGGAAGGCAACAAGAAGCUUUGUGUUCGUUUUGGGAGGCUUAUCACGGCCAUAGUACUGCAUGUGGGGAUUGACAUUCCCAACUAUGAGCCACUACCCAAGCCAACCCCUUUGGAUCUCCAUGCUCUUCAGCACAUCCACUUCCUAAACCGUUGGACUAAAGACCCAACUCGGUUUUGCUAUGAGUUUCCAAUUGGUCCAGCCAACACUUCCCUUGUCUUGCUGCCACAUGAGACAUCCCAAGCCUACGCUCAGGAGUUGUCACUUUCCAGCCCAAUGAGGAAGAUUCUAUGUUCCAUCAAGUGA